Vanessa atalanta (red admiral) is the source of this 990-nucleotide messenger RNA. RefSeq names its product charged multivesicular body protein 5 (gene Vps60). Gene Ontology annotation, biological process: vesicle budding from membrane; late endosome to vacuole transport via multivesicular body sorting pathway. Gene Ontology annotation, cellular component: multivesicular body. The coding region runs from base 89 to 769 and encodes 226 amino acids. NCBI's taxonomy places the organism in Eukaryota, Metazoa, Arthropoda, Insecta, Lepidoptera, Nymphalidae. The transcript is spliced from 5 exons. The record is from RefSeq and is a predicted model, not a curated record.
UCAAAUUUGUUGUGACUUGAUAUUGUGAUACUAUUCUUAAUUUCGAAAUACAUAAUUAUUCUUGUAAGAAUAUUGUGAAGAAUCAAAAAUGAAUAGAUUAUUUGGACGAGGAAAACCAAAAACUCCAGGCCCAAGCAUUACAGAUUGUAUUAACAAUGUUGAUGGUCGGGCUGAUAAUAUAGAGCAAAAAGUUCAAAAAUUGGAAACUGAGUUAAGAAAAUAUAAAGAGCAGAUGGCUAAAAUGAGAGAAGGACCUGCUAAAAACUCUGUUAAACAAAAGGCUAUGAGGGUAUUGAAACAGAAAAAAAUGUAUGAACAGCAACUUGAAAGUUUGCGAGCUCAAUCUUUCAACAUGGAACAGGCAAAUUAUGCUACGCAGACUUUAAAAGACACCCACACUACAAUAGCUGCUAUGAAAGAUGGUGUCUCAUCUAUGAAAAAAGAAUUUAAGAAAAUUAAUAUAGAUGAGAUUGAGGAUGUAAAUGAUGACUUAGCUGACAUGCUCGAGCAAGCAGAUGAGGUACAAGAAGCUCUUGGACGUCAAUAUGGCAUGCCAGAAAUUGAUGAUGAUGAACUUGCAGCUGAACUUGACGCUUUAGGUGACGAAAUAGCCUUGGACGAUGAUACAUCAUAUUUAGAUGACGUCGUGAAAGCCCCGGCGGCCCCCGACAAGGAGCCCGGCGCGGACAGCUUAAGAAACAAAGAUGGCGUUCCAGUCGACGAGUUCGGUUUGCCGCAAGUACCAAAUCCCGCCCAAACCUCGCGCUGAUAGUUGUUGUAAACAAUGUGUGUCGCCAUGUUUCUUACCGGUGAUAUAUAAGCUUUAUUCCGGCGAAUUUUAUUUGUAAAACACAUUUUUUUUAACAUAGAUUAUAAAAACUCAUUAAUUCGUUUACAAAUAUGGCUUCAGCUUGAUUAAAAAAAAAGUCUAUUAAAUUUUUUAGUUAAAUGUAUAGAACGUUUAAAUUUUCAUGUUAAUUAAAAUAAAAG